Messenger RNA from Ilyonectria robusta, 1377 nucleotides. Its product is annotated as Extradiol ring-cleavage dioxygenase, class III enzyme, subunit B. Bases 185 to 1198 code for a protein of 337 amino acids. The record is from RefSeq and is a predicted model, not a curated record. Gene Ontology annotation, molecular function: zinc ion binding; oxidoreductase activity, acting on single donors with incorporation of molecular oxygen; ferrous iron binding. The transcript has 2 exons. Lineage: Eukaryota; Fungi; Ascomycota; Sordariomycetes; Hypocreales; Nectriaceae.
AUGCGGGAGGACGAGCCCAUGAAAAGCGGGCUCUGCGUCCAUGCGGAGCCCGUCUUCGGCAUGGGAGAAUUAAAUAAAUAGCUUCGCGAUCCCGCCGUGGUUUUGAGCGUGGUCAGCAGUAUCCGACGACGAGACAGCCUGUGUGUAAAAGGAGUAACCGAGACGACCACCUGUAUAAUAGUCCAUGUCGAGCUUGGCUGUCGCUGCAACAAGACGACGAAUUGCUGCUACGACACUCUCCUGGGCUGCUUCUUCCACAACCUCAUCUACAACAAGCCAGCUUCACAGCCGGAACCAACUACAUACACCCAUCCUCCACAGACACAUCCACACAUCCAACAUGACGACCGUCGGCCCUGUCAUUGCCCUCUCCCACGGCGGAGGCCCCAUGCCCGUCCUAGGCGACCCCGGCCACAAAUCCAUCAUCUCGUCGCUCAAGAACCGCGUGCCCAAGCUGCUCAAGCUGGGCACUCCCGAGCAGCCCCGCGCCAUCGUCGUCGUCACGGCGCACUGGUCCACCGACAAGCCCACCAUCUCGUCGGGCGCCUCGCACAAGCUCUACUACGACUACUACGGCUUCCCGCGCGAGUCGUACGCCCUCAAGUACCCGGCGCCCGGCCACCCGGAGCUUGCGCGGGAGCUCCGUGACGCCCUGGCCGGCGAGGGCGUCGCCUCGGUGCUCGACGACGAGCGCGGCUGGGACCACGGCGUCUUCAUCCCGCUGCUGCUCAUCCACCCCAAGGCCGACAUCCCCGUCGUGCAGAUCUCGGUGCUCCAGUCCGAGGACCCCGAGGCCCAUCUCCGCAUGGGCAAGGCGCUGGCCAAGCUGCGCGCCUCCAACGUCGCCAUCAUCGGCUCCGGCUUCGCCUCCUUCCACAACCUGGGCAUCAUGCGCCAGCUGACCAUGGCGGGCCCGAAGCAGCAGGCCGAGUUCCGCACCGCGUCGGAUACGUGGAACACCACGCUGAGCGACGCCGUGGGCAAGAACGACGUUGCCGAGCGGUGGGAGGCCCUCAAGGGCUGGCGCAAGUUCCCCUUUGCAGACAUCAUGCACCCGCCCCACGGCGGCGAGCACUUCAUGCCGCUGCUGGUGUGCGCGGGUGCGGCGGCCGAAACCGAGCCGACGAGGAAGUAUGCUGACGAGUUUUUGGGCCUUGACAUCAAUACCUUCUAUUGGAGUGCUGAGGAAGUUAAAUAAAGAUAGGAUGAUGAUGUAAUGCCAUGCCAUGUUUGAUAGGAAGCGAAGAAUAGAUAUACCAUGAUUAUUCAACUAUCCACUUCAACAAGAGUUGAUUGAGAGCAAAUAUUAAGCUAUAAGUUAGAUAUUCACGUGAGCAACUUGUUCCUCAAAAAGACUAUUAACGAAGAUCUGUUGUC